This is a messenger RNA of Aphis gossypii (cotton aphid), 2375 nucleotides long. RefSeq names its product F-box only protein 5-like. The transcript has 3 exons. The coding region runs from base 330 to 1361 and encodes 343 amino acids. Gene Ontology annotation, biological process: regulation of mitotic nuclear division; negative regulation of meiotic nuclear division. Gene Ontology annotation, molecular function: protein binding. Lineage: Eukaryota; Metazoa; Arthropoda; Insecta; Hemiptera; Aphididae. The record is from RefSeq and is a predicted model, not a curated record. Gene Ontology annotation, cellular component: nucleus.
CCGAGUUUCGAAUCCUAACCGACAUUCCUAGUGGAGUAGUGAUAAAAUCCGCGUUUUGUUGCCGCGGAAGAAAUAUCGCCGUCCGUCGUGUGCUGUAGUACACACGAAUUCAAAACUAAUAAAUUAUCGACUUAUCGUCGUCAUGUGCCGCCGCCACCGUUUCGAACUCACGCCGGAAGGACGCAAAUCGUCGGCGUGAUCCACGAAAAUCCGUCGGUGUUUAUUCACGCGAUCUAGAACGUCGUCGGCGGGACGUUUUGCGCGCGUUUCACUCAUCAACUUCGUUUUAAAUUUCGACUGUACCGGAACAGAUAAUCAAAAAGAAAACGAUGGCAGACGUAUCUCUAAAAGAAUCUCCUUGUUACAAUUCUUUAGUAACUACCUCAACACCUUACAAAAGCAUAAACGACAGUGGCUAUGAUACUCCAAGUUCUAUUUCCUCUAGUCUCAGUCAGAUAUCUGAAGUAUCUUAUUCAUUUGAUCACACGCCAUCAGAUAUUGAUUCACUUCAAUUAUCUUCACCAAUUCAUGAUUUUUCCCUAAUCAAAAAAAAUGAUAGAAAAUUAGAAGAUAUAACUAAUAAAGUAGAAUCUCCUACAAAAAAAUUAAAAUUGUGCUCUGACUCGCAAUUGGGUUUUCGUUUACAUGAAACUUCAAACAAUGAUGAUAGUCAGUUCCUAAAAAGGAAAAAUCUCAUUCCAUCAAGAAAUGUGAACCAUGAACGCAUUUCUAUAGAAGGUCGAGAAAAAGUUGACUUGAUGUAUUUUCUAUCAGAGCGUUAUCAUUUCCAACCAGUCAUAGAAAAAAUAUUAUCUUUUUUAUCUGGUAGUGAUAUUAUGUCAAUGUGUAUGGUAUCUAAAGUUUGGUGUACUGCUAUUGAAAAUUCUCCAAUUGCUCAAAAAAAGAAACAAAAGUAUUUUAAAUUAUCAAAAGAAAAUCGCUGUGGAUAUGAUGGUCGAGACCGUUCGGCUUUUAACAAUAAAGGAUGUCUAGCUAAUAUUAGCAAUUUUAUGCGUUCUCCAUCAAAAAGAGAAUUACCUCAAAGAAGUCCACCCGUCAGUCCGAGUAAAUAUAGAUUCCAUGUAUUUCAAAAAGAAGCCAAAAAAUUAAGUUCAGAUCAACAAUUAAUUCCAUGUCCACGGUGUUCAAGGCCAGCAUCAUGGUCACCCUCUCAAUCAACUAGAGCAGAAUGUAAAGGUUUUCAUUGUAAAUUCAUAUUCUGCACUGAGUGUAAAUGUGAAUAUUCUAACAAAUUUGAACACAAAUGUUUAUCUACACCAAUAUUAUCAAUGUCAUCAUAUAACUGUCGUCCUAUGGUAUACAAUUUAAGCAAAAGGAAACAUUACUUACGAAGACUUUGAGUGAAUAUAAUAUUUUUUCAAAACAUUUUACCUCAACAGUGUCUUAAAAUGUUACUUUAACAUUUAAAGUUGUAUGCUUUAUUAAGAAUGUAUUUGUAACGGUAUGAGAAUCAUAAUUUUUUUUAUAUGUUGUUGUUAUUAAUAUAAUUUUUUUUUUCAAUUUUGACCAAUUCGGUUUUUUAUAUAUAGUUACUUAUUUUAAAUUAUAAAAAUUUUCAAUUACUUAUGUAAUUUUAUUUCUCAUAAUUAUAAUUUACAAGUGUUAUUAUAAUUAUUUGCUCAAUUUAUUACUAAUUUAUAAAAAUAAAGAAAAUAAUUACAUACUAUAAGAUUUUAAAUUAAAUUUUUAAUCGACUGAACCUUAAAAAGUAAUGUUACCAAUGGCUUAUUGUCAUAACAUGUAUACUAUAAGAACAUUAUUUUAGUUGAAAACUCAUGUACAAAUUGAUUUAGUUUAGCUCUCUAAUGUAUUUUUAAGUACUUUGUUUUUAUAUUUUUAAAUAUACAAUUAACAGUUCUACUUAAUUUUUGUAUCUUUUUUAUUUUAAAUAAGUUUUUAUAUUAACGUAAAGUGAUUUUUUUAAAAUAAUUUAAUAUGUUUAUGUUCCCACAUUUCACAACUUUACGGGUGCAUAUUUUUGAUUUUCAUGACUUAAUUUUACACUUGAAUCUCAUUUAUUUUAAUUUUGUAUUAAUCACCUUUGUUUACUAAUCUAUUUGCCAUUUAAUUUUAUGGUUAUUUGUUAACCAAAAUUAUUUCAACAAUAAUACCUUUUAUAUUUUAUAAAUAUAUACUUGAUAUUAAACAUUCCUCUGCUCAAUUUUUUUUUAUACUGUGUAUCUUUUGUAUAUUACUUAAAAGUUAAGUAAGAAAAAAAUUAAAUGUACUUUAUAGUUGAUUAAGAUUUACUUAUAUAUUUUUUAUAACUUAAGACAAUUUGUGUAUAUUAUAUUUUAUAUAUAUAUAUAUAUAUCUACUAAAUUGAUUUGAAAUAAAAAUUAAUUUAUAUGAUA